UGACUUUAAAUUAAAUGCGACAGGUCACCCUGGUUCUCUUCCACCCUUGAAUGAAGAUGUGAACAUUUCCUUUUGACUACAAAAACAUUUUCAAUGAUCCAGCAAAUCGAUCAAGGAGCUAUUUCAACUUUUUAAAAACCUAUUUUCUUAGGCAAGCUUUUGACCAGCCUAUUGAUGCUACAGUGGGAGAUCAUGAAGUUUCUUUAGCUAAGUUUUGGAAGAAAUAUGACCUAAAACAUGCAGCUGAAAGCAUCCAAGCACGAUGGAAGCAAGUAACGUGAGUGCAACGUGGCAGGAAUGUCCUGAAUUGUGCAAAUGACUCUGCAGGAUCUGAAUCAAAAGUCGUUGGAGUCCUAGAGGAAAUAGUUGAUCGCGGGGAUAUUGACACCAGCAUCACUGGGACCUGUUGCUGUGCAGCCAGAGGAACUUACUGAAGGCCGCCAUUGUGAGGUCCAUCAGAUGAUUGGAAACUACAUGUGGGACCCCAACACCAACAAGUCAUUUGACAUUGGUGUCAACAGAGACAGCCUGAUGCCUCUCUGGUGGAAUGGAUCAGAACCUCUGUGGGUCACUCUGACCAAGGCCAAAAGGAAGGUCUACAUGUACUACUGGCCAGGCUGUGAGGUUGAGAUUCUUGGUGUCAGACCUACUUACUGCCUAGAAUAUAAAAAUGUCCCAACGGAUAUCAAUUUUGCCAAUGCAGUGAGCGAUGCUCUUGACUCCUUCAAGAGUGGCCGGGCCGACCUGGCAGCCAUCUAUUAUGAGCGCAUCGAUGUGGAAGGCCACCACUACGGCCCCUCCUCACCGCAGAGGAAAGACGCCCUGAAGGCCGUAGACAGCAUCCUGAGGCACAUGACCAAGUGGAUCCAGGAGCUGGAGCUGCAGGACAACCUGGACGUUAUCAUCUUCUCGGACCAUGGGAUGACUGACAUUUUCUGGAUGGACAGAGUGAUCGAGCUGGACAAGUACGUGAGCCUGAGUGACCUGCAGCGAGUGAAGGACCGAGGGCCCGUCGUGAGCCUCUGGCCAGCCCCCGGGAAGCACUCCGAGGUAUAUAACAAGCUGAGAGCGGUGGAACACAUGACCGUCUACGAGAAAGAAGCCAUACCCAGCAGGUUCUAUUACAAGAAAGGGAAAUUCGUCUCUCCUUUGACCUUAGUGGCUGAUGAAGGGUGGUUCAUAACUGAGAAUCGAGAGUCACUUCCAUUUUGGAUGAACAGCACUGGCAGGAGAGAAGGCUGGCAGCGUGGGUGGCAUGGCUAUGACAAUGAACUCAUGGACAUGAGGGGCAUCUUCCUGGCCUUUGGACCCGAUUUCAAAUCCAACUUCAGAGCCGCUCCAAUCAGGUCCGUGGAUGUCUACAACAUCAUGUGCAAUGUGGCAGGCAUUGCUCCCCUGCCCAACAAUGGGUCCUGGUCCAGGGUGAUGUGCAUGCUGAAGGGAGAGGUUGACUCAGCUCCGUCUGUCCGGCCGAGCAGCUGUGUUCUGGUCUUGAUUCUACUCCCACUGUUUGCAUAGACGCUGCUAUCGUUGUCCCCACUCAGCCAAGUAUGCUCCACGGUGCAAUGGUUUUCAUUUUCUAUUUGAAUAACAGCUUCAUUAACACAAUCGAGGCCACAAAAAUUGUAAAUAUACUGCUCUUGGAUGAUUCCAUACAUAAAAGUCCCUACUUCUUUAAAAAAAUUUUUUUUUCUUUAAUGUUAAUUUUUGAGAGAG
Molecule: messenger RNA, 1716 nt
Organism: Lynx canadensis (Canada lynx)
Lineage: Eukaryota; Metazoa; Chordata; Mammalia; Carnivora; Felidae
Gene: ENPP6
Product: ectonucleotide pyrophosphatase/phosphodiesterase 6
Exons: 8
Coding region: 460-1518 (352 amino acids)
Source: RefSeq, a predicted model, not a curated record